AUGAUGCUGCGCCAGUCGCGCCGCCUGCUCCUUAUGGAGGGUGAACGAAAGUUCACGUUCCCAAGCACACCUGCGACACACGCAGCCGGUGGUGUUCCAUUUUACGGCAACAUCUAUGCUGGCCGCGUUGACUCGCAGAAUUACGUGCCGCCCGUACAAGAGGGAUCGGGCCUUAUCAAGCCCAAGGAGAAUCUCUGGGAUAAUCCGCAGGUGCGUGCUAAGUUGGAGAGCUGCCCAUACUUUGCGCUUUGUGACCAGGUGAUGUGGCACAACAUGGACCCUGCUUACCUCGACCCCGGUCUUCUCACUGCGGAGGAGCAUCAGCUGCUGCUCCUAUUUAGUCGUGCGUACUUUGAGAAAUGGAAGAUGAUACAUGAGAGGCCGCCUAAUGCACUUCCGCGUGUGCGCAUAAAGUAUGGCGCCACCCGUAUCCUAGAUCAAAUGCUGGAUAUGCUGGAUGUUCCCGCCAAGGUGCGGCAAUCCCUGGUGAAGGAGUUCCAAUUGGAUGAUGCAUCAUUGAUCGCAAUGGACCCCGACUGCUGGACGACAGCCUAUCUGGACCCAUUUAAUAGGGAUCACUUCUCUGGCCGCGUGCUGGAGUUCGCCGACAUGGACGAGCCACUGCGCAACAAGUUCUUUCUCCUCCUGCAGCAGAUGCGGCGUAUGGUGGUUGUACGACGAGACACAGAGGAAGAGGAGCGCAUGGUUGUGCCGUUUAGUCUGGGGGUCACUUUGUUUGACCUCAGCAAGUAUCUGGGCCUCUCACCAUACAAUGGGCAGCUCAAGGUCUAUGAUUAUGUGGAUAUGCAGCAGACAAAGCAUGCAAUCACCCUCAAAGACGAAGACACCUAUUUUGAUUUCCUCGUCACGCUCUUCUUCAAGGCAGACCUCCACAAUGCAACGCUAAGUGAUGUGGCGGACAACACAGAUAACACGGCGCGUUACACGAUCACUGUGGAGCCGUUCACUGUCGCUGAGAAGCGUAUUGGACGCUGGUUUUGA
Messenger RNA from Trypanosoma grayi, 1002 nucleotides. RefSeq lists its product as hypothetical. The record is from RefSeq and is a predicted model, not a curated record. The coding region runs from base 1 to 1002 and encodes 333 amino acids. The transcript has a single exon. NCBI's taxonomy places the organism in Eukaryota, Euglenozoa, Kinetoplastea, Trypanosomatida, Trypanosomatidae.